UCCGCAUUGGGCGGGGACUCUGGGCCAAAUCUGUGACCUUAUUGAUUGCUUUUGCCUGAUGAGCCGCAGCCUCGCCAGGAUCGACUGCUCCGGUCUGGUGAGUGAGGCGCGGGAAAACGAGUUUGAAGCCUGCGGGUUCGCUGAGGUGGUCAGCCCUCCUCAUUCCUGACCGUGCUGCGAGCUGCCAUGUCGGAGUCUUACUUCCCGGUGGAGUCCGGCGCUCUGGGACCUGAGGAGAACUUCCUGUCUUUGGACGACAUCGUAAUGUCACAGGAGAAGCUGCCGGUGCGCGUCGAGACGCCCAUGCCGCGCCUGGGAGCCUUCUUCCUGGAGCGGGGUGCGGGCACCGAGGCGGACCAUCCGCUCCCACAGGGUACAAAACUUGAGCUUCCCUUGUGGCUGGCUAAAGGACUCUUUGACAACAAGCGUCGUAUCCUUUCUGUGGAGCUUCCCAAGAUGUACCAAGAGGGAUGGAGGACUGUAUUCAGUGCGGAUGCUAACGUCGUGGACCUCCACAAAAUGGGGCCCCAUUUCUAUGGGUUUGGCUCACAACUCCUGCAUUUUGACAGUCCAGAGAACGCAGAUAUCUCCCAGUCACUGCUGCAGACUUUUAUUGGACGGUUCCGCCGCAUCAUGGACUCCUCCCAGAAUUCUUACAAUGAAGAUACUUCAGCACUGGUAGCCAGGUUAGAUGAGACAGAGAGGGGCUUAUUUCAAAUUGGGCAGAAAGGUCUGAACGACUUUCAGAGUUGGGAAAAAGGUCAAGCUUCUCAGAUUACAGCUUCCAGCCUCGUUCAGAAUUACAAGAAAAGAAAAUUCACAAAUUUGGAAGACUAAAAGCAGAACAGAACUGCAACUUGUAGGUUUAUCCCUGUACCCCUUGAUGAGACCAGUUAACUUGAUGGCAGACCCGUUCGUGUACUGCUUCAAGACUUUGAACCUUCAGCAGUCUGAAAGCCUAGAACUGUCUGCUUGGGGCAGAUGUGGGUGCCCUUGA
Molecule: messenger RNA, 997 nt
Organism: Rattus rattus (black rat)
Lineage: Eukaryota; Metazoa; Chordata; Mammalia; Rodentia; Muridae
Gene: Gins3
Product: GINS complex subunit 3
Exons: 3
Coding region: 187-837 (216 amino acids)
Biological process (GO): mitotic DNA replication initiation
Cellular component (GO): GINS complex
Source: RefSeq, a predicted model, not a curated record